CGGUCGGUGACGCCAUUAUUUUGUCGUGUUUUGUUUUCUAAAAGUUUGAUUUCUAAUCAACGCCUCCUUUUCGGUAACUUGUUUCCGCUCGGGAUUUUAAGUUAAGUGUCGCCGCAAAUAAUUUCAAACCUUUUUCCGUGCAAUAGAGGUCUCAGUUAGCGAAAAAAUGUUUUAGAAGUGCAAUGACUUGUACUGCUCUUUUGAAUGGCUUAGUGACAGGCCGAUUUAAAUGCUUCUCAUCAGUGUUAGAAAUAUCAAUGGUUUUUAGUUAAAGUAUCUAAUCACAAUGCAAGAAGCUGAUUCAACUGUGCCAAAAACCCCUGAUUAUCACACUUUAAUAAAAAAUCCAAUGGACCUGGGGACCAUUAAAAAACGCCUAGAAAAUAAUUAUUAUUGGAGUGGACGGGAAUGCAUACAAGAUUUCAACACCAUGUUCACUAAUUGUUAUGUAUACAAUAAGCCUGGAGAGUAUGUUGUCGUCAUGGCUCAAGCUCUCGAAAAAUUGUUCCUUACCAAGGUUUCUUCAAUGCCAAAAGAAGAAGUAGAAAUGGAGCUCCCUACUCCAAAAUCUAAAGGUGCUGCAAAACAGGGUGUGAAAAAACCUCCUGCCAGUACAAAGCCUAAAUCUCAGUCGCAGGCCCCGUCAAGUUCGCAGGGAGACAGCGACUAUUUAGAACCAAUGACAGCGGUCCAAGUGAAAGGAGCACCUACCCCCAGCAACAAAUAUGCUGGUGUGAAACGAAAAAGUGAUACCCCUGUUGAUCCCCUGUCUAUGUCCUCCUCAACGGGCAAACAGGCUAAAAUUACGACCCGGCGAGACACUGGGCGACCCUCACCCACAAAGAAAGUGGAAAUGGAGCAAUCAAUAGAUGAACUAUCCUUUAGUCAGUCGCCUGCAUUGCCCAGUGGAAUAUCUCAGAGUCAGAGUGAAAAGAAUAAACCUCUAUCUGAGCCUCUGAAGCAUUGCAACGAAAUACUGAAGGAACUCUUCUCCAAAAAACACCUUAAAUACGCAUGGCCUUUCUAUAAACCGGUUGAUGCCGAAUGGCUUGGUUUGUACGACUACCAUGAAAUAAUCAAGAAACCAAUGGAUCUUGGUACAGUGAAAAGCAAGAUGGACAAUCGUGAAUACCGUACAGCGCAAGAAUUUGCUGCUGAUGUUCGACUCAUUUUCACCAACUGUUACAAAUAUAAUCCCCCAGAGCAUGAUGUUGUAAUGAUGGCGCGGAAACUUCAAGAUGUAUUUGAAAUGAGGUAUGCCAAAGUUCCUGACGAUGCAUCUCCAGUAGUAGAAAAAGUUCCUACAAUGAAUCAUACAAGGGCUACGCAUCUGAAUCGGCCGAGGUAUAAUGAUAACACUGAUGAUGAUGAUGAUGAUGGCGAUUCCUCCUCCGAAUCAGACUCAGAAGCUGAAGCAAAACGAGCCAAACAACUCCUUGUUCUUCAGGAGCAGUUAAAAGCAAUGCAAGAGCAAAUGAAAAAGUUAGUGGAAGAAUGUAGUAGAAAAGCAAAAAAGAAAGAAAAGAAAGAAGUUGAACUUGCCAGUAGUACCGAUGUCAAACGACCGAAAGGACGUCCUCUUAAUAGCACCAAAGCCAGUUACGUUAGUAACUCAGUUAGCUCAGUUAUAAACGCCGUUGCAAACGGAAAAAGUGGUCUAUCGCCACCCUCUAUGACAAAUAAGACCGGCAAAGGACGUGGGGCUGCUGCAGCUAAAGCUCCUGCAAACGCUCCGAAGAAAAAACCUAAUGCAAAGGUGAACAACGCACGGAAGAAAAAUGCUGGCGGAAUCCCUGCCUAUGACUCAGAUGAGGAAGAUAAUGCCAAGCCGAUGACUUACGAUGAAAAGAGAAAGCUUAGCUUGGAUAUCAACAAAUUACCAAGUGAUAAACUUGGUCGAGUAGUGCAAAUAAUCCAGUCCAGAGAGCCCUCUCUACGGGAUUCAAAUCCAGACGAGAUAGAAAUAGACUUUGAAACCCUGAAACCGUCCACAUUGCGCGCCCUAGAAAAUGCUGUAGCCUUUUGUUUAAGGAAAAAACCACAUAAAAAAUUAUCUGGGAAAUCAAAAGAAAUUUUGGAGAAAUUAGAUAAGAAACCACAAGACUCAGGUCCAAAGAAAACUGCCAAGAAAGAUUCAAAAACUAACGGAGCAGGAAACCCAAGAAUAUCAGCCUCUAGUUCUAGCUCUUCGGACUCGGACUCAAGUAGUUCCAGCUUUUCAUCCAGUAGCUCUGACUCAGGUGACCUUGAGUAUGAAUCCAAAUCAGGUGAAAACGGAGCAUCCCGAGUCAAAGAAGAAAUUUAGGAAUAACUCUCGUUAAAAAAAUAUACUUUUGAUGCAGAGUCGUUUGAUGCAUUGACUCUUCGCUUUUGAUCGAGUGCCCGUUACUGCCUCUCAUGAUCUCCAACAAAUUUUCCUCUCAGAUCCUUUCGUUGUACAGUAUUAUGUUUUCCAACAUGUUUAAUAUAAAUAAACGUACUUUAUCAUCGUACGCUACAUGUAUAUACUAUUCGUGUAUGUGAUUUGUAAUUUAAAAAUUCAAGUUUUUUCUUCUUCUUUUAAUCUGUUUCAGUUUAUUUCUGUUUUUGUACUGAUUUAUUUUAUUUCUUCUUUUUUUGUUUCGCAUUGACAAAUUUUUAUUUAAUAUUCUAUUUGUUUUUUAUAUUUUUUAUUCACAAGCGUACUCAUUUAAAUUUAGUGUUAUAAAUGAAGUCGUGAUACGGUUUUAUUCUGAUUUACCCCUUAUAAUUUUUUCAAAAUUGAAUUUCUGUCCCUUUUAUUGUAAAGUCUUCAAAUGUAAUUUUGAAAAUAAUUCUUCCUAUUUAUGUUUGUAUAGUUGUAAAUCUGAUCAUUUCAUCUUCAUACAAUUCCUUAUUAGUACUGGUUUGUAUUUAACUUGAAGUUAAUGCUUACUCUUCACAAUCAAAUUGUUUUACUUUGUUAUUGCACAUGCUUGUGCCUCAGAAAGGUUUGUCAGCCAGAGAAGAGAGUAGAAAAUAGUCAUUAAAAUAGGUUUCUAUUUUUGCCGCAAAUUAAGGGAACUCAGUGUUGAAAAUUUUCUACUCUAUAGUUCCCUCUCAAAAGGCGGGUGCAAAUAGCUACUUCUUUCACUAUCGUGCCCAAUUCAACUGAAGUUUCAUGUAAUUAGAUACUUAUAAAGAUGAAGUUCUUAGGUUGCUAUGUAUAGUUAAUGUUUAAUUUAUUAUAAUAGUAGAGAAAUAUGUUGUCACCUUCUCUAUCCAGAUUAUAUUGAAAUUAGUAUACUUGCGUUUUUCAUAACAAUACGUCUUAGCCACUUUUUCUCUUAUUUUUUUUAUCAUGAAAAAAUCAAAAACUCUGUAUCAAUUUUAUUUUUUCAGUAUUGGUUUCAGUUCAACAUCUGAAGAUUCUGUUGAACCCCAAAUUCAUAAGCAAGAAACUCUAAGCGAGAGAGUUUUACUGAUUGAGUGACAAUUUAAUAAUACAGAUUUCAAAUUUUUGUUAGGGUUAAUUGAUCAAAGACUUGAUACUGAUAUUGAACCUAAGGACUGAAUGUUUGAAAAGAUUUUUUUUAACCUUCUAUUAGUGAAAUAAUUUUUCUUAAUCCAUAUCAUUUAACUAAGUGAAAAUGGACUGCAAAUAAAAUAAUUUUAAUUUUAUUGUAGCUAGUUUCUGAUCAACGAAUAAACAGUCCAGCUAAUCAAAAUGUGCUGAAAAAAAUGAAACUUUUUCUCACUUUUGUGUAGAGUUUAACUCCACAAGGAAAAAAAGAGGGGUAGAAUGUGAAAGGAACAGAAAAAAACAGAAAAUUAUCGCCAAUUUUGAAUUUGCGGUUCAAUAAUUAUGAAACCAUUGAGUCACUUUGUAGCGUCCGCAUGCGUUCAAGGAGGAUUACCCUAACUUAAACAACAUUUUCAAAGCUAACCUCUCAAGAUGGGUAUCUUGAAGAUCUCAAUUUUAAGGAGAUUUAACAGAUAAUUGUCUUCUUUAUUUGUUACUUCAUGGUGAAAGGAACCGUAGUACUUUGAGGCCAAUUUUUCAGGAGUAAUUUCUUCUGUUUUUAAUCAAGAUCAUCCACCCUAACCCUGUUUUGCCAUCUAAAAUCGACUGAAGUAGAUUUGUCGCUCUGUAUUUAGAAUUUAGCCAUUAAUUUGCUGACUUAUUGUAUGGUGCUUUUGCAAUUGAAAAGCAUAUGUAUCGGAAAACCUUGGAUAUUUCCUUGGAAAUUUUAAAACCACCUAUUGCGACACACACACUCAAAAAAAAAAAAAAAAAAAAAAAAAAAAAAAAAAAAAAAAAGUCAGACUGAUUGUACCAAUACAUUAAAUCAAAUGUCUUUGUAUUAGCUCUUAUAAUUUGUGUCAUGUAUUGUCAGAACCUAAAGCCUUUGGAGUAACUGUGACAGUCAGGACUGAAAUGCGGAAGAAGCGAAGGAGGUACAACAGAACCUGAGUAUUUGAUGAACAUUUUUUGUGAAGUAGGAUAAUACAGAAUGAAUCCCAGCUCCUAACAAAGACGCUGUCUCCAUUUAUCUUAGCUUUAUUGGUCUGCUAAGACGCAGUCCUAACUCCAACGACUACCUGCAUUUUUUUUGGUUCUGACAAUAUCAUCACCCUGUCAAUUUUAUCACUGUGAAUAAUUUUUACCCUUAAUAAAUGGAAAUUUUCUAUCAGAAGUGAUAAGCAAUCAGCCUUCCUAGGAACUUUUAAAUAAGUUUGUUUUAGCUGAUUGAGUUCCGAGCGUCCUGAUAAGAUCUUGAAUGAUACAGAUGAAUCUUUCUGUGUCAUGCAAGUUCAUCUGGACGCGACCUUGAACUUAAGUUAGAUUUUGAAGAUACCAGACUUUAAUGUUGAAUAGUGUCUAAUAUCAAGUAAUAAUUUAAGCAAUUUUCUCUCUGCACUAAAAGAAUGAUAAGAAUCUUUCAACUUAACAUAGUUCAAUACACAACAUUGACACCUUUUUUUAGGGAGAUAUUCUUAUCCCCAGGCGCACUUUCUUUCUUAAAGUAAUUCCAUAAUUUUCAUUUUCUAAUUUAUUUUAAUAUAUUUAAUAAUGAGUAAAAAAUCUAUAGAAUACAACUUGCCAUUUUUUUAUUAGUUAUGCAAGUAUUGCUAGUCACGCAAUCCCUUUUUUUAUUUCUGUCUCGUACAAUUCAAUUGAUCCUCCUGAAAAGAUCCUCCUGGUAAAAAUGCAAUUUACAAGGGAAAAUUCAAAAACUUGAAAGGAAGUUACGUUCUUUCAUGAGAGAAACGACGAAAUUAACAAGACCGAAAAUUCAAGUCAUAAAAUCCUAAUGUGUAGUACAUACUCGGGCAUAUUAGGCUUGACAAAUUAUUUAGACUUAUCUUUCAUGUUGACCAAUUUUUUUAUCGUACCCUGUAACACUUGUUUUUACUAUCAGAAGAUGGUUUUAAUAAUAGGUCUCAUUCAAAGUAGAUCUAACGAUGUGUAAGCUUUUCUACCUUUUUAAUAUCAUUAGGCAUGAUAAACUAGACUUAGAGAAUUUUUGUAAAGAGUACCCUGUUUUAUACUCUUUCCUCUUUCCUGUCACUAUUAUUUACAUAAUCAAGUUAAUGAUAAUACUCCCACCUUACUAGAUCCACCUUGAAUUUCAGUUUUUAAAAGCUCUCAGGUUCUCUUAAUAAGCCUUAUGAAUUGACUAUUUGACAAGAUAAGAAGUCUAACACUCAAGACAUUUUUCCCCAUCAGAAUUCCACCUAGGACUUCAAGAACAUAUAGAAAAUUUCCCCAAGUUUACUCAGAAGUGAGAAAUUCACUUUUUCAGUUCAUGGUCAAAUCAGUCAACUCAAAAUUCCCAUCUAUUUGAAAAACUAGAAUUGGUGUAAGUAAAUUGACUAUCAAUAACAAAUCUUAAGUUAAGUCUCAUUUGCUGGGCUCAUCCUUCAUAUAGUUUCACAGUAUCUACUCGCUGGAGGUACCAUCAAGUAUGACAUGAGGAUUGCCAAAAUAUGAAUCUGAAAAAGAUUUAUAUCAGCAAUUUGCUUUGAGUCUACUGCGUUUUAUGUGGAAUUCUGAUGUCUAACUAGGUGUUCCUGUGAUUUAGUUCAAACAUAGCCUAGUAGUCUUUUCUUCCAUUUCAAAGUUCUCACUCAAAUAUCUCUAAAUUUUUGUCAAUCUUGUCAGAAGUUCAGGUGUCUCAACUCCCAGUAUCUUAUAUUUUGUUUACCUUUUUAGUAUCAUACAUCAAUUCUCAAAUCAUAUAACUUCGUUUUUAGACCAGUUUUUUACUAUUGUUUGAUUUUCUUAUGCUUGAAUUAAAAUGAACAAGAGAUCAUUGAAUAUGAUAGCUGAUCCUAUGGAGCUGAAUUUCAGUGUUUUUUGACAAAAGUGAAGUUCCCCAAAAAUUUCGAGCUGGUCUCGCAUUGCCCUUUGCAUCAAUACAUUCCCCAAGAUAAGUGAGGAAUUAAUCAUUGUAAACGGAAUAUGUAUUUUUAACUUGACUUUCUGUGUUUCAUUUUUUUUUAUAUGCAUAUUCAUUGACAGUACAUGUUCGUGUUCACAUAUUAUGUGACUGUUCAUUGUCGGAUAUAGGCAUGACUGAUAAGAAUCUACCGGGUGCUGGUUUGGGACUGAACAGUAUUUUACUUUAGUCCUAACAUACUGGAUCUCUGCUUACUAAUGGAUGAAUUCCUCCUUAACUUUCUGAGAAUGCACUUAUAACAAACAAUAUUCUGAAAAUUUGGAAGCUACUUUUUAGAUGAAAGUUCAUCCAUAGAAUUUAAAUACUCAGAACUUAGGUACUCCAACAUUUGAAAGUAAAUUGUAAAUCUCACUCUAUUAGCAACACAUCCUUUUUACUGUUUUACAAAAAUCUGCAGCUGUUUAAUUUUCUUUUCUUAAUUUUUAACUAUUUAUGUGUAGCCAUUAGACCUUUCCUCCUCCGGGACCCCUUCUCCCCCUCUCUUCUGCUUCUUUCUCUGAUGUGGUAACCUCAAUAUUUUAACUGAAACUAGAAUUAGUUGAAAAUCUAGAUCAUUCUCUAGAUGCAAAGAUCUAAGCUCUGACUGAAGUUAAUAACUUACAUAAAGUACAAUAAAUAAAAUAAUUUUUAUGAAAUUUGAUUCUACGUAUGUAUCAUAAAAAGUGCUAAAUUAUUGUGCUGCUUUCUUUUAUAUUUUAACUUAUUACUCGCUCAUCUUCUGAAAAUGUAAGGAAGAUUAGUUGUUUUUUUAUGUGUUAAAAGUAUCUGAACUAUGAUGGGUCAUUCCUCUUUCAUUUUUAGGGAUCCCACUUUUUUGAGAUACUGACAAUUGUACUUGUCCGAAUCAUCUUCAAUUUUCGUAUUGCAGUAUUAUUGUUAUGAUUUUAUAAUGUUUAGAAUAAUUAUUAAUUUCAUAUUCGA
Molecule: messenger RNA, 7343 nt
Organism: Bemisia tabaci
Lineage: Eukaryota; Metazoa; Arthropoda; Insecta; Hemiptera; Aleyrodidae
Source: RefSeq, a predicted model, not a curated record